GCAAGAAGGGAGGGCAGAGCUUCAGAUGAUCGAGUUUCUCUGCGCUGGACUUCUUUGGGCUGGGAGUACAGGCCGGAAUUGGGAACCGCAGAGAGUGCGGUCCAGAAUGGGCAUUUCGUCGGAGCGAACAUUGACUUUACAUCUCCGGUUGCUUGUCUUCUGCACUUCAAUCCAGACUCUUUCUCUUGCGAUUUUGGUUUUGUUUCAUCUUGAAAUGACAGGACACUUGGUGAACGUAUCACAACGUUAUAUUGCUCAGCGGGACUGUAGCUUACUUUCCAAUCGCACAGGUCGAUAGUAACGAGGUCCUGCUGACUCUGUGCUGUGUUGACCCAUUUAAUCCAGAAUGGGUCUCUGAGGCAGGAGAGGCUAUACCUCAUCACUCCCUGCACGUCACCUAAAAAGUGGAGAGGUGCAGGACUCGUACAUCCACCUGAGGUGGUGGUGUUCAGUGCUGACAGGACAGCCUUUCCACUCUCUUUUUGAGGAUGGAGGGAUCAGAGACACUGCAGGCCAGUGUGAACUCAUCCUACCUGAAUGCAGCAGAGUCCCUGGAUGACGAUCAGGAUCCCCUGCUUCCUAGUGAGGCUGAAGCCAGCCCCCGGUUUCCUGGCACACAACGGCCGCAUGACUCCUACAACCUGGUCUAUGCUAUCUUCUUCUUGCUGGGAGUGGGUUCCCUGCUGCCCUGGAACUUCUUUAUCACAGCCAAACACUACUGGGUUUACAAGCUGACAAAUGCCUCUGGGCAAACAGAUGGCCAGGUGCCUCGCUCUAACCUUAGUGAUUACUUUGAGAGCUACCUGUCCAUCGCCUCCACUGUGCCAUCAGUACUCUGCCUAGUGCUCAACUUUCUCCUGGUCAACAAAGUGUCCCCUGCAGUGCGUGUGCUCAGCUCCCUGGCGGUGAUCCUGCUGGUGUUCAUGGUGACGACAGUGCUGGUGAAGAUAGACACCACAGAGCGGCGGGAGGAGUUCUUUGUGGUCACCCUGGUCAGUGUGGCUGUGGUCAGUGGCACCUCCAACAUCUUCACCGGCAGUGUGUUCGGAGUGACUGGCCGCUUCCCCAUGAGGAUCUCGCAGGCUCUCAUUUCCGGCCAGGCGAUGGGUGGUACUCUCAGUGCAGUGGCCUCAUUGAUUGACCUGGCAGCAGCCCAUGAUAUCACAGACAGCGCACUGGCGUACUUCCUGACUGCUGAUGUCUUCAUCCUUCUCUGCAUCUUUGCAUACCUGCUGCUACCUCACCUGCACUACUCCAGGUACUAUAUGCUGCCGCCCCCCUGUGGUGUGCCGGGGAACGACGGCGCGUGUGCAGAAGACCAGCAGGCGCGCGACACAGGAGGGGUGCCUCCCCUGCGGCCCAUCCUCAAGAAGACAGCGGUACUGGGGCUCUGCGUGUUCUACGUGUUCUUUAUUUCCAUUAUGGUGUUUCCGGCCGUCUCCUCGGGGAUCCAGUCAGUGCACAAGGAGUCGGGCAGCCCCUGGACCAACGAGUACUUUGUGCCGCUCACCAGCUUUUUCCUGUACAACGCCGCGGAUUUCUGCGGCCGGCAGGCGACGGCGUGGGUGCAGGUGCCGGGGCCGCGCAGCCGGCUGCUGCCCUCCCUGGUGCUGCUGCGCACCGCGCUCGUGCCGCUCUUCAUGUUCUGCAACUACCAGCCGCGGGACCACCUCCAAACCGUGUUCUUCGCUCAGGACGUCUACCCCGUGGUCUUCAUCUCGCUGCUGGGCCUGACCAACGGCUAUCUGGGCACCCUGCCCAUGAUCUACGGCCCCAAAGUGGUGCGGCGCGACCUGGCGGAGGCAGCCGGGGUGGUCAUGUCCUUCUUCUUGAUGUUGGGCCUAGCGAUCGGCUCGGCCUUCUCCAUCCUCAUCGUGCACAGCAUCUGAACACUAGAGCCCCUUCGCUUUUAAAGACUGCGGACUGGUUCUCCCCAUGUCUGCUCGUGUAUUUUUACAGGUAUAUCUUUUAACCGGCCUUGUCCCCUGGGCUACACUCCACAGCCAGAUGCUGCCCCGAGCGGGCAGUUUCAGAAGAAGCCUGCAAUAACGCCUCAGAAGGAAGCCUGUCUCCCACUGUGCAUGUUUGAGGGGUGCUCAAGACAUACAGGGGGGCGGAAAGAAAAGACACUUUUUUUUUAUCCAUAACUGCCCCAAAAAAGAAACCGUGCAUGACAAAUAUGGUGGAUUUCUGAACAUUUCUUAAUUUUCAUUCACAUACUGCAAAGUAAACAAUGCAAUCUGGCACACGUGCAGCCUGCUAGCUUUGUUGCAGAGGACAUCUCUAGAAACCAUGCAUUUAUAACAGGAAGGUCUGCCUGUGGGUAUGCUCCAACACCAUGUGUCCCAUUGUAUCAUAUUGGCACUUAGUACGCUCCUGAGACAUUGCAAUGCCAAUCAUAUCGGCCAUAAUAGUGUAUGUUCAGGAUGUCCACUGUAGUGACAAUGGCAUCUGACAGAGAGGUCAACGCCACCCAUCUUUGUAAUAACCUUCAGAUGGCAGCUGCACCAGAACCCUGCCAAGCAAUGGACUAAUCCACCCGCGGUCAACAGCAGUCAUAGGAAUUGAUCUUAAGACCUGGGUUUGACACUGGAGAGCAAGAUGAUAUACAGUUAUAAAUAAGUGCCUUGAUGAUUGAGGUGUAUACACUGUUUUGGGAAUCUUGAUUUAUUAUUAGGUUGUUUUAUAGUAUUUUAUUCCUCAGCAAUAUGUUUCUCCGUGCACAGUUUAUUUUUUGGUCUGUGUUUGAGGGGUGAAGGGGUUCAUGCUUUUACCAGUAAUUUCAUAUUCAUUUUUAAUUAUUUGUUUUACAUUUUUAAAUAUUAAAAUAUUACAUGGGAACCUAGCAUGUGCAUCC
Lepisosteus oculatus (spotted gar) is the source of this 2857-nucleotide messenger RNA. RefSeq names its product solute carrier family 29 member 3 (gene slc29a3). Gene Ontology annotation, cellular component: Golgi apparatus; plasma membrane. NCBI's taxonomy places the organism in Eukaryota, Metazoa, Chordata, Actinopteri, Semionotiformes, Lepisosteidae. Gene Ontology annotation, biological process: nucleoside transmembrane transport. Gene Ontology annotation, molecular function: nucleoside transmembrane transporter activity. The record is from RefSeq and is a predicted model, not a curated record.